AUGAUUGAUUUCCCUCAAAACUACCAGAUAACACCCACCGAUACAUCACCUACACCCUCCGUCGCCAACACAUCAACAUCACCCACCGUUCCUAGAUUUUUUAUUUCUUCUGUCUUUCUUUUUUCGCGAUCGAUUGCUCCUUUUCUUUUGCCUCUCACGGUGUUUCUCUUCUGCUCACAAAUUAACACCGCCCCUCCAACCGGGGUUGGGUUAGACCGCCAAAGCUCCACCGACUUGCUUCAACUGAGACGUUUCCCAUCUUCGCUACCGCCAGCCCCACCUACUCUAACCUUGCGCAUCUUCACGCCGACCGCCUCAGCGUACAGUAUCCAGAUGAUGCUACCGACGACGCCUCCGCCUCCGCCUUCCUUUCACGCUGUUAACGCCACUCACUUCAGAAAACUCUAA
Lactuca virosa is the source of this 408-nucleotide messenger RNA. Lineage: Eukaryota; Viridiplantae; Streptophyta; Magnoliopsida; Asterales; Asteraceae. The record is from the annotation of a GenBank genome assembly.